CGGGCGGUGGGCUGGACUGGCUCUGACCAAAGUCCUCUGCUCGCGAUCGCCAGCCGGAGCCCCCGCCCCUCUCCCGCCUCCAGUCCCGGAGCCCCCUCAGUUCGCUCCGCACAGCCCGCGCGCCGGCGCCUGAAGACAAUCCUCGCCUUGUCUAGGGCGCCGGCAUCUAGAGUUUUCUGUAACUCCGGCUACGCCUUUUUUCCAGGGCGGAGCCCCAACCCUACUCUUCCUCGCAGUGGUCCGCAUAGCAGCCCCAGUCCCGUUUCCAAAGUCCCGCUCGGUAGCUGGGAUCCAGGCGCGGGCCUGUGUGCUGUCUCGGCCCGCUUCCAGCCAUGGCCUCCUGGAGCCCGGGACUCCGGCUCCUGCUGCUACUGCUGCUGCUGCCGCCGCCACCUCCUGCGGACUCGGCCUCCGACCGUCCCCGGGGCGGCAACCCUGUCAACCCAGAGAAGCUGCUGGUGAUCACCGUGGCCACAGCCGAGACGGAGGGAUACCGGCGUUUCCUGCGCUCGGCGGAGUUCUUCAAUUACACAGUGCGGACUCUGGGCCUGGGAGAGGAGUGGCGAGGGGGUGAUGUGGCCCGAACAGUUGGUGGAGGACAGAAGGUCAGGUGGCUAAAGAAGGAAAUGGAGAAACAUGCGGACCAGGAGGAUAUGGUCAUCAUGUUUGUGGACAGCUAUGAUGUGAUUCUGGCUGGCAGCCCCGCAGAGCUGCUGAAGAAGUUCAUCCAAAGUGGCAGCCACCUGCUGUUCUCAGCAGAGGGCUUCUGCUGGCCCGAGUGGGGGCUGGCAGAGCAGUACCCUGAGGUGGGCACGGGGAAGCGCUUCCUCAACUCUGGUGGGUUCAUCGGCUUUGCCCCCACCAUACACCAAAUUGUCCGACAGUGGAAGUACAAGGAUGACGAUGAUGAUCAAUUGUUCUACACUCGACUCUACCUGGACCCAGGAUUGAGGGAGAAACUCAGCCUUAAUCUGGAUCAUAAAUCCAGAAUCUUUCAGAACCUCAACGGGGCAUUAGAUGAGGUGGUUUUAAAGUUUGAGCAGAAUCGUGUGCGUAUCCGGAAUGUGGCCUAUGACACGCUUCCUGUAGUGGUCCAUGGGAAUGGUCCCACUAAGCUCCAGCUGAAUUACCUGGGAAACUAUGUUCCCAAUGGCUGGACUCCUGAGGGAGGCUGUGGGUUCUGCGACUGGGACCGGAGGACACUCCCGGGGGGGCAGCCUCCCCCCCGGGUGCUUCUGGCUGUGUUUGUGGAGCAACCUACUCCGUUCCUGCCUCGCUUCCUGCAGCAGCUGAUGCUCCUGGACUAUCCCCCUGAUAGGAUCACCCUUUUCAUGCAUAACAAUGAGGUGUACCAUGAGCCCCACAUUGCAGACUCCUGGCCCCAGCUCCAGGACCACUUCUCAACUGUGAAGCUGGUGGGGCCAGAGGAGGCCCUGACCCCAGGCGAGGCCAGGGACAUGGCCAUGGACAGUUGUCGGCAGGACCCUGAGUGUGAAUUCUACUUCAGCCUGGACGCCGAUGCCAUCAUUACCAACCCGCAGACCCUGCGCAUCCUCAUUGAACAGAACAGGAAGGUCAUAGCACCCAUGCUGUCCCGCCACGGGAAGCUAUGGUCCAAUUUCUGGGGAGCCCUGAGCCCCGAUGAGUACUACGCACGCUCCGAGGACUAUGUGGAACUGGUGCAGCGGAAGCGAAUGGGCGUGUGGAAUGUGCCCUACAUUUCCCAGGCAUAUGUGAUCCGGGGGGAGACCUUGAGGACAGAGCUGCCCCAGAGGGAGGUGUUCUCAGGCAGCGACACUGACCCAGACAUGGCCUUCUGUAAGAGCCUGCGGGACAAGGUGAGCAGGGCAGUCAGGCCCAAUGCAGGGGUGCUAGGAGGCAGCCAUCUCGUGUGUCCUUCUCACACCCUCCCCCCACUCCAGGGCAUCUUCCUCCACCUCAGCAAUCAGCAUGAAUUUGGCCAUCUCCUGGCCACUUCCCGGUAUGACACAGACCACCUGCACCCAGACCUCUGGCAGAUCUUCGAUAAUCCCCUGGACUGGAAGGAGCAGUACAUUCACGAGAACUAUAGCCGGGCCCUUGAAGGGGAGGGAUUCGUGGAACAGCCGUGCCCAGAUGUGUACUGGUUCCCUCUGCUGUCAGACCAAAUGUGUGAUGAGCUAGUGGAGGAAAUGGAGCAUUACGGCCAGUGGUCAGGAGGCCGGCAUGAGGACUCAAGGCUGGCUGGAGGCUACGAGAACGUGCCCACUGUGGAUAUCCACAUGAAGCAGGUGGGCUAUGAAGACCAGUGGCUGCAGCUGCUGAGGACGUAUGUGGGACCCAUGACUGAGAGGCUGUUCCCAGGCUACCACACCAAGACUCGGGCAGUGAUGAACUUUGUAGUCCGCUACCGGCCAGAUGAACAGCCCUCUCUGCGUCCACAUCACGACUCAUCCACCUUCACUCUUAACGUUGCCCUCAACCACAAGGGCCUGGAUUAUGAGGGAGGUGGCUGCCGCUUCCUACGCUAUGACUGCGUGGUGUCAGCCCCGCGGAAGGGGUGGGCGCUCCUGCACCCUGGCCGACUCACCCACUACCAUGAGGGGCUGCCCACCACAAGGGGCACUCGCUACAUCAUGGUGUCCUUUGUUGACCCGUGAUACUCAACCACUCUAUCAAACCUCUCCUGCCAUUGUGCCUUCUGGGGGUCUAUCUGGCUCCUCGCUUCCUGAGUGUAUGUUCCGUGUGUCUGGGACUGAAUGUGUCGCCUCAUCCCCUACACACACAAACACACACACAGAGUCCUCUCAGGAAGCUCCUGGAGCCCCCUUGUCCCUCUCCUCAGCUCCCAAGGGUUCAUGAGGAGAGGGCUUCUGCGGGGUUCCUCAUGUGAUAACUUAUUGUUUCUCAGCCUCCCUCCCAAUAAAGGAGGAUUUAUAACUCUUGA
This is a messenger RNA of Hipposideros armiger (great roundleaf bat), 2926 nucleotides long. RefSeq names its product procollagen-lysine,2-oxoglutarate 5-dioxygenase 3 (gene PLOD3). Bases 333 to 2639 code for a protein of 768 amino acids. Gene Ontology annotation, biological process: peptidyl-lysine hydroxylation. Gene Ontology annotation, cellular component: endoplasmic reticulum. The transcript has 18 exons. Lineage: Eukaryota; Metazoa; Chordata; Mammalia; Chiroptera; Hipposideridae. The record is from RefSeq and is a predicted model, not a curated record. Gene Ontology annotation, molecular function: iron ion binding; procollagen-lysine 5-dioxygenase activity; L-ascorbic acid binding.